This is a messenger RNA of Ectocarpus siliculosus, 858 nucleotides long. The record is from the annotation of a GenBank genome assembly. NCBI's taxonomy places the organism in Eukaryota, Phaeophyceae, Ectocarpales, Ectocarpaceae.
AUGAUUUAUCUCGAUCUCGUGGCCAGCACGGCUCAGCUGUUGCCCUACUUUCAAGCUGCGGGGGCAGGGCCGGGGUCAGGAGCAGGGGAUAAGGGGGGGGCGGAGGAGGUGGCGGGGACCUCCGGCGGUGCUGGUUUCGCUGCUUUCGUGCUUCGUCUCGUCUCGCGAUUCAUGCAGUCUUUCACGGGGUUCACGAUCAUACUUUUCGCGAUAGAGAUGGUCAUGCUGCUGGCCGCGUUUCGCGAAAAGUUCUUUCGACACGCGGGGUACAUCCUCGACCUUUUCGUGGUCUCCUUGUGCCUCUACCAGGAAAUUUCCGGCAAGGGCAAAGGGGUGCGACUGCUUGGGGCCCUCCGGGUGUGGCGGGUGGCGAGGGUGAUGAACACACUUCUUCUGUCUGCGGACGACGCUCAUAACCUGACGAGAGAUACUCUCCGUCUGGCCGAGAAGGAUCUCGACAUCGACCGGAGGCGUUUGCAGGAGACCCUUAGACGGGAGGCAGAGGCGAGAAAGAGAGUCGACAAGAUGCUAAGGGGGUACAAGGAUGAGGUGGAGACUUUGAACGAGGCCCUCAAGAUUGCCGCCAUGGAUAUUGCAGCAGCUGCCGCGUCGGCUGGCAAGGAUACGGUGGGGGGCGGUGAGGAGGACGCAUUGCACAAUCGCGGACAACCCCCUGCCGGUUCAGACACCGGGAGUAGCAGCUUGGGGAGCAGCGAAGGCGGGAGCAUCCACGAGUCGGUGAAUGGCCUGGAUCAGACAAUUCCGCAGGAGGAGCAGCAGCGGCGGAAGGGGACUUCCUCCGUUCCAACCGCGAACAAAAUAUUUGUGUUUCAAGAUGGGACGUUCCAGGCUCGUUAA